Molecule: messenger RNA, 5646 nt
Organism: Harpia harpyja (harpy eagle)
Lineage: Eukaryota; Metazoa; Chordata; Aves; Accipitriformes; Accipitridae
Gene: PPFIA2
Product: PTPRF interacting protein alpha 2
Exons: 32
Coding region: 371-4159 (1262 amino acids)
Biological process (GO): synapse organization
Cellular component (GO): presynaptic active zone
Molecular function (GO): protein binding
Source: RefSeq, a predicted model, not a curated record
AAGAUGCUGUUGCUCGAAAGGGGCUGCUGGAGCUUUAAGAGCCGCUCCCCCCCCCUCCUGCUCCCGACAAUGGUCUGAGCCGAGCUUUGCUUCUCAAAGCAAAAUUUGUAAUAUGCCAUUUUUCCCAUGGAUGCUUCUCCUCUUGGCUGCUGACGAAGUGACCGAAGAAAAUGCUGAGGUGCCAAGCAGCCAGUCUUGCCGGAGGACGGGUGCAGGGGCUUGGGGUUCCUCGGAGCAACGCCUGUGUCACCAUUGCUAGGAAGAUGGUCCAGGAGUGCUCGGCUGUGUGAGUCCCCGCUCGAAGCUGGUGGAGACUGCGGUUGUUAUUGAUCAAGUGAAAUAGCAGACGCCGAAAUAAAAGCCACUAGAAAUGAUGUGUGAAGUGAUGCCAACGAUAAACGAGGACACCCCGAUGAGUCAACGGGGGUCCCAAAGCAGUGGCUCGGACUCAGAUUCUCACUUUGAGCAGCUGAUGGUGAACAUGCUGGAUGAAAGGGACCGUCUCCUUGAUACUCUUCGGGAGACACAGGAAAGCUUGUCACUUGCACAGCAACGCCUACAGGAUGUCAUCUAUGACAGAGACUCCCUCCAGCGACAGCUUAACUCAGCCCUGCCUCAGAUGACGGUUGCUGCUGGUACGAGCAUUGAGAAUAACAUUCAAAGGACCAUAUCCUGCCCUAAUGAAUUUGCUGCACUAACAAAAGAAUUAAAUGCAUGCAGGGAACAGCUGCUUGAAAAAGAGGAGGAGAUUUCAGAACUGAAAGCUGAAAGAAACAACACAAGACUGUUACUGGAGCAUUUGGAGUGCCUUGUCUCAAGACACGAAAGGUCACUGAGGAUGACAGUGGUGAAACGGCAAGCACAGUCUCCCUCAGGAGUUUCCAGUGAAGUUGAGGUCCUCAAAGCUCUGAAAUCUCUGUUUGAGCACCACAAGGCUUUGGAUGAAAAGGUAAGGGAACGACUGAGGGUUUCUUUAGAAAGAGUCUCUGCACUGGAAGAAGAACUAGCUGCUGCUAACCAGGAGAUUGUAGCUUUGCGUGAGCAAAAUGCACACAUUCAAAGGAAAAUGGCAGCUGGUGAAGGGCCUGCUGAAUCAGAGCAUAUUGAAGGAAUGGAGCCAGGGCAAAAGGUUCAUGAAAAGCGCCUAUCAAAUGGCUCCAUCGACUCAAAUGAUGAAGCCAGUCAAGUUGUUGAACUUCAGGAACUACUGGAAAAGCAAAACUAUGAAAUGGCACAAAUGAAGGAGCGUUUGGCUGCACUGUCUUCCCGGGUGGGAGAGGUAGAGCAGGAAGCAGAGACCACCAGAAAGGAGCUCAUUAAAACAGAGGAAAUGAACAGUAAAUAUCAGAGAGACAUUAGAGAGGCAAUGGCACAAAAGGAAGAUAUGGAAGAAAGAAUAACUACGCUGGAGAAGCGCUACCUCAGUGCACAGAGAGAAUCCACCUCCAUACAUGACAUGAACGAUAAGCUGGAAAAUGAACUGGCAAACAAGGAAGCCAUCCUACGUCAGCUGGAAGACAAAAACAGACAGCUGCAGGAGCGUCUAGAGCUGGCUGAGCAGAAGCUGCAGCAGACGAUGAGGAAGGCUGAAACCUUACCCGAAGUGGAGGCUGAGCUGGCUCAGAGAAUUGCAGCUCUGACUAAGGCAGAAGAAAGACAUGGAAACAUUGAGGAACGUAUGAGACACUUAGAAGCUCAACUUGAAGAGAAGAAUCAGGAACUUCAAAGAGCAAGGCAAAGAGAAAAAAUGAAUGAGGAGCACAACAAAAGAUUAUCAGAUACCGUAGACAGACUUUUGACAGAAUCCAAUGAGCGUCUGCAGCUACACUUAAAAGAGAGAAUGGCAGCACUUGAAGAAAAGAAUGUUUUGAUUCAAGAGUCUGAAAGUUUUAGGAAAAACCUGGAGGAGUCUUUGCAUGACAAGGAAAGACUUGCCGAAGAAAUUGAGAAACUGAGAUCUGAACUGGAUCAAAUGAAAUUGAGGGCUGGUUCUUUAAUCGAACCCACCUUGUCAAGGCCUCACCUUGACACAUCAGCAGAGCUGAGGUAUUCUGUGGGCUCCCUGGUUGAUAGCCAGUCUGACUAUCGGUCAACUAAAGUGAUAAGGCGACCUAGAAGAGGCCGGAUGGGAGUACGCAGAGAUGAACCAAAGGUAAAAUCACUUGGAGAUCACGAGUGGAAUAGAACCCAGCAGAUUGGCGUUUUGAGCAGCCAUCCCUUUGAAAGCGACACUGAAAUGUCCGACAUCGAUGACGAUGAUAGAGAAACACUUUUCAGCUCCAUGGACCUCCUGUCACCAAGUGGCCAUUCCGAUGCCCAGACUCUGGCCAUGAUGCUUCAGGAGCAGCUAGAUGCAAUCAAUAAAGAAAUCAGGUUAAUCCAAGAAGAGAAAGAGUCGACAGAACUGCGUGCCGAAGAGAUAGAGAACAGAGUGGCCAGCGUGAGUCUGGAAGGCUUAAAUCUAGCCAGAGUCCACCAAGGUACAUCCAUUACUGGCUCGGUGACAGCAUCGUCACUUGCAAGCUCAUCCCCUCCCAGUGGACACUCAACUCCUAAACUCACACCUCGCAGUCCAGCCAGGGAGAUGGACAGAAUGGGGGUUAUGACGCUGCCAAGCGACCUAAGGAAACAUCGGAGAAAGAUUGCAGUAGUUGAAGAAGAUGGGCGUGAAGAUAAAGCCACAAUCAAAUGUGAAACUUCUCCUCCUCCAACACCCAGAGCUAUCAGAAUGACUCACACCCUUCCUUCUUCAUACCACAAUGAUGCCAGAAGUUUGCCCGCUUCGUUGGAGCCAGAAAGCAUUGGUCUUGGCAGUGUCAAUAGCAGCCAGGACUCCCUGCACAAGGCUCCCAAGAAGAAAGGAAUCAAGUCUUCAAUAGGACGUUUGUUUGGUAAAAAAGAGAAGGCUCGACUUGGACAGCUCAGUAAGGAAUUAGUGGUAACAAGCCAAGGAGGUUACAUGGAAACAGAGGCAGCAGCUCAGGAAUCUCUGGGAUUAGGCAAACUUGGAACCCAAGCAGAAAAGGACCGAAGACUAAAGAAAAAACAUGAACUUCUGGAAGAAGCUCGGAGAAAGGGUUUGCCUUUUGCACAGUGGGAUGGCCCAACAGUGGUUGCCUGGCUGGAGCUCUGGCUAGGCAUGCCAGCCUGGUACGUUGCUGCCUGCCGCGCCAACGUGAAGAGCGGAGCUAUUAUGUCUGCUUUGUCCGAUACCGAGAUCCAAAGAGAAAUUGGAAUCAGCAAUCCUCUUCAUCGCUUAAAGCUCCGAUUAGCAAUCCAGGAGAUGGUAUCACUGACAAGUCCAUCAGCACCUCCAACAUCCAGAACACCCUCAGGCAAUGUUUGGGUGACCCAUGAAGAAAUGGAAAAUCUUGCUGCUCCAGCUAAGACGAAGGAGUCUGAAGAAGGCAGCUGGGCUCAGACCCUGGCUUAUGGCGAUAUGAACCACGAAUGGAUAGGUAACGAAUGGCUCCCCAGUCUGGGUUUACCUCAGUACCGAAGUUAUUUUAUGGAAUGCCUGGUAGAUGCGAGGAUGUUAGAUCACCUGACAAAGAAAGAUCUGCGUGUGCACUUAAAAAUGGUGGAUAGCUUUCAUCGAACAAGCUUGCAAUAUGGAAUCAUGUGUUUAAAGAGAUUGAAUUAUGAUAGAAAAGAACUGGAAAAGCGAAGAGAAAUGAGUCAGCAUGAAAUAAAAGAUGUGCUGGUAUGGAGCAAUGAUCGAGUCAUACGCUGGAUACAAGCUAUUGGCCUCCGGGAAUAUGCAAAUAAUAUUCUAGAAAGCGGUGUACAUGGUUCACUUAUAGCGCUGGAUGAAAACUUUGAUUACAGCAGUUUAGCUUUAUUAUUACAGAUUCCAACACAAAACACCCAGGCACGGCAGAUCCUUGAGAGAGAAUACAACAACCUUUUAGCACUAGGAACUGAAAGACGACUUGAGGAAAGCGAUGACAAGAACUUCAGACGCGGCCCCUCCUGGCGACGACAGUUUCCUCCGCGCGAGGUUCAUGGGAUCAGCAUGAUGCCGGGCUCAUCGGAAACGCUGCCGGCUGGGUUCAGAUUAACCACAACAUCAGGGCAGUCACGGAAGAUGGCGACUGAUGUUGCUUCAUCACGACUGCAGAGGUUAGACAGCUCAACAGUUCGCACAUACUCAUGCUGACAAGGCCUAGCAAAGAAGCCAGCACUGAAUUGUUAUGUCAUCUCUUUCUUCUACUUUACCUGAAGUGCACUCCCGCUACUUAGGAAAAAGAGCAUUAAAACUCUCUGCAAGAACAGGGUAAUAGGGAAGAGAACACAUAAGGUUUAUCAGACAAACAGAUAUGAUGUUCCUUUCAUGUAUUGGUUAGUUUAAAACAAGAAUAAAAAAAAUACCUAAAUUACUACAAAAAAAAAAAAAAAGAAAAACAAAACAACCUCCCCCUUUCCUCUCAGCAUCUCUGUCAUCAGAAAUUUGGCAGUAGUGCACAUCCAAAGCUUUUAUCAAAUGAAGCCACUCAUUUUUACAUUGUUCCAUCUGUUUUAUUGUAAAAUACUAGACAUUUACGUAUUUACUGUGUAUGUAUUUCUUUUAAAAUGUGUAAGUCUUAUGUAAAUGGAUAUAAAUAUGAUUUUUUAAAAAUAAAAUCUAUGGUACAUGGGGUCUCAGUGCAAACAUUUGACAAUACAGUGUCAAUAAUACUGUUUGUAUCUUUCCAUUCCACCAUUUUUACAGUUUUUGGAUUGUAACAGUCAAAUGAAUAUGUUUAGCAGAGUUAGAAGCUUCAACAUGUUCCUACUGAGAAAAUCUGUCAAUAUUUAAAGCUGAACACCUGCCUCUGAUGAUGUAUAAUAGGAUGACAUAACCUGGAACUGGAGCCAAAAUGGACCUCUAAAGACAAAAUGGAAAUGUUAGAUAUCUAUAGAGAAGCACCAUAAUGGCUCACCUGUUAAAAACAAACAAAUAAACCCAGAAGAACUGUUUACAAAAAAAAAAAAGCAAUUUAAUAAAACAUGAUUUAUACAAAAAACCAAAAACUUUCUUCUAUGUUACCUGCGGACCAAGACGAAUCUUGCUUUACCAAGAGCCACCUUUUCGUUCCAGGAUCUUCAGACACCAGCCAGCAUUGGAAAAUUAAAUCUAAUAUUUGCAUAGAAUCAGAUUCUUGUUUCCAGAUAUAGUCAACAAAGAAAAAGAAAGAAAAGAGAAGCCAAACCCCACCAUUUCUUCAUAAUAACAGGGCAUUAGACAGGCUCCUGUCUAACGUUAUGCUUUUAGCCAAGAUGGCCUUGCUGAGACUUCACAGAAGUCAGUUUUAUCAGAGGAAAUAACUGAAAGACAGAGUGAUUAAUAUAUAGUGUAUAAAAGUUUAGAAGAGCAAUUAUUACCUGCUGUGGCUUUAUUUGGUGGUGUUAUUGUUGUUUAUUCUUUGUUUAAAUGGGAAGUUUCAAAGUAAGACCUACUUAAUAGUCAUUUACCUAUUUGCUAUUUUUCUGCUGCUUGAUCUUAGCUCAAGACCUGUCUUUUAGUUAUUUCUUUUAGCAGUUUGAUCUGCAAUGUUUGCACGUACAUAAACAUUUGUUUUGUCUAUUUUCAUUUGGCAAAUUUCAGUCAAUCAGAUGGUGAAAGAUUUUUCUCCCCCAAUGUCAAUAAAAAAGAAUUCAGUGCUA